Messenger RNA from Diabrotica virgifera virgifera (western corn rootworm), 431 nucleotides. RefSeq names its product cytochrome b-c1 complex subunit 10. The transcript has 2 exons. The record is from RefSeq and is a predicted model, not a curated record. Gene Ontology annotation, biological process: mitochondrial electron transport, ubiquinol to cytochrome c. Gene Ontology annotation, cellular component: mitochondrial inner membrane. Lineage: Eukaryota; Metazoa; Arthropoda; Insecta; Coleoptera; Chrysomelidae. The coding region runs from base 122 to 322 and encodes 66 amino acids.
UGUCACUGCUGUCACUGUCACUAGUGUCACGUGUCACUUAACUUACUUUUUGAUAGAUUUAGAGCUCACUGCUGAAUUCAGUGAUUUUAAAAUUAGCUAGAAAACAAAAAAUUAAUUUACCAUGUCUGGGGUUCGAGCAGUCACAAAAUUAGCCACUACUCCAGGCCCCAUUGGAAAGAAACACAUAGAAAUAGCCCAACAAUGGAUCGGAUCUGCAGCAGCCUUUGGUGCAGUAGCUGGUGUUACCUUAUGCUAUGUCACUGACUGGAGGGUCAUUGUCGAUUAUAUUCCUUAUUACAAUGGCAAAUUCAAAGAACAAUAAGCUAGUGAUUGUGUACCAACGAGAUGUUCCAGGGAGUUCAGUAAUAGAUAAAUAUUUAUUGAAAUAAAUAAGUUCUUGUAGAUACGUGCCAUUAUACGUUUUAUUUGUA